Molecule: messenger RNA, 1202 nt
Organism: Carya illinoinensis
Lineage: Eukaryota; Viridiplantae; Streptophyta; Magnoliopsida; Fagales; Juglandaceae
Product: membrane-anchored ubiquitin-fold protein 3-like
Exons: 4
Coding region: 462-818 (118 amino acids)
Molecular function (GO): protein binding
Source: RefSeq, a predicted model, not a curated record
AUUCGCAAUUUAUACAUCAGUGGCAUUAUUGUAAUUCAAAGAAAUGUUAAAGACAAAAAUGUCCAGAUAUGCUUGGACAGUCCUGGGGACCGUACGUAGGUAGACGGACUCUUCCUGAUGAGGUUCAGGUUCGGUUUGGAAUGAGAUUUGUGAAACACGUUUUGACUCUUCAGAUAUCUUCGUCAGCCCCAACCAAACCAAUACCACUUCCUUUUGUUUUCUUUCUUUCUUCCUUUCAAAAUCCACGCACCACCAAAUCAGAUAAACCAAAAUAAAACGAGAAUAAAUUCCAUCCUUGAGUAGAGCCUCUUCUGAUCUUCAACUCCGGCUGCGGAAGUUUGAUUGGAUUUAUAGUCUACGAAUUUGGAAGGUGUGAUUUGAUAAAGCACGUUUCCGGUUGCGGGGCUGGGACACCUUCGAAUCGAUCGGUCGGAGGAGCGUCAGAGAAAUUCAAACUACAGAUGCCGGUGGAGGACCUGCUCGACAUCAAGUUCAGGCUCUUCGAUGGCUCCGAUUUGGGCCCUUUUCGAUACUCCUCGGCCUCCACCGUCGAUAUGCUUAAGCAGAGGGUCGUCUCUGAUUGGCCCAGAGGUAAAACAAUCGUACCAAAGGCAGCGAAUGAAGUGAAACUAAUCAGUUCUGGUAAAAUCUUGGAAAACAAUAAGACCGUUGGUCAGUGUAGAAUGCCUUUUGGUGACAGUGGCGGAGGUGUUGUAAUAAUGCAUGUUGUCGUACAGCCAUCUCUUUCAAAGACUAAAACAGAAAAGAAGAUUGAUGAUUCACCUAGGAAAAUUGUCUGCUCGUGUUCCAUCUUGUGAAAGAAACUGUGAUAUAGUCGAACUGUCGAAGGGUUUACCCUGGUUUCCAAGCUUUAGCUGCAGAAGCAUAAUGUGUCUGUUGCAGCGCUCCUCAGUACAACUUCAUAUUCUCGAUGAAAUGUAAUUAUGAAAACAAUUUCUGUUGUUGAUGACCUUAAAGUUCUUUUUCUAUCAAAGGGUUGACAGCAUCCAGUGGCCUUUGAUUUCUACAACCAUGAAUUAAGCACCUUUUUUUUUUCUUUUUUCUUUUUUUCUUUUCUCUUUUUUUAAUUUUUUGGUCAUUUCUACAACAAAGGUGUAUACAUCUGUCUGUGUAAAGACGAAAUCUGCAACGAAAUUUCAAUGAGAAUUGAGAAUGCACGUCUGAUUAUUCUGGAUUCUUUA